Drosophila simulans is the source of this 1933-nucleotide messenger RNA. It is a transcript of the gene cv, whose product is annotated as protein twisted gastrulation. The transcript has 4 exons. Gene Ontology annotation, biological process: regulation of BMP signaling pathway. The record is from RefSeq and is a predicted model, not a curated record. The coding region runs from base 786 to 1559 and encodes 257 amino acids. NCBI's taxonomy places the organism in Eukaryota, Metazoa, Arthropoda, Insecta, Diptera, Drosophilidae.
CCACACACUUGCACAUAAACACCUAUGUAUCGAGCCGAAUCGUGUUGUUGCUUUGGCUAGUUGAUCAUUCAGUUGGCGUACGCGUGCGCUCUGAUCCACCGAUCUGAUCCAAACCGAUCCUCCAGAUUCAGACGAAGUUAUUUGAUUCGGAUACCGGAAUUGUCAACAAAAGGCAGCGGCGCCGGCGUCAGCAUCAUUCAUUCGAAUUUCUAAGCUGGCUCGUAAGUGUUGGUGUGUGCGUGUGAGCCAGCCUGCUUUCUGAGCGUGUGUGUGCGCUUAAUUCGCGUGUGCGUGCGCAUGUGUGUGCAUGUUUGUGUCUAGCCUGGCUCUAUUGUUGUUGUUUCAGGUGUGGGUAAGAAGCAGAAAAGACAGUUUGUGCCCUAGCAAUAACAAAAACAAGGCGAGAGAGAGACAUUGUCGCCGCGCAGUCGCUCCUCUGCCGCCGUCAACGUCGGUGCCGCAGCGCACAGUUCGAUCCGCUCGCUAGUUGUUGCUGUUUAGUGUUCGUUGUGGUGUCGCUUGUUGUUGUUUUGAUCCGUCCGGAAUCGCAUAGCGAUAAUUUAUAUAUGUAUAUAUAUAUAAAUUAAUAGUGGUGCAAAAAGGCGAGCAAAUCGAGUCAAGUCAAGUCAAAUCAAAUGCCCAAUCUGCGUGUGCUUGUGUGCCUGUAAUUGUUGUUUUGUUGUAAUUGCACCCGCGCACACACUCAAACACUUAACUGCGGGAAAGAGCGCAUUCCAAUCCCUACACACACACACGCGCACACGCAUACACAGCCAUCGCCGAUCAUGGAAAUUUGGCGCUCGCUCACAGUGGGCACCAUCGUGCUAUUGGCCAUCGUCUGCUUCUACGGCACCGUGGAGUCCUGCAACGAGGUCGUCUGCGCCUCGAUCGUCUCCAAGUGCAUGCUCACCCAGAGCUGCAAGUGCGAGCUGAAGAACUGCUCCUGCUGCAAGGAGUGCCUCAAGUGCCUGGGCAAGAACUACGAGGAGUGCUGCAGCUGUGUGGAACUCUGUCCGAAGCCCAACGACACCCGCAACUCUCUGUCCAAGAAGUCCCACGUGGAGGACUUCGAUGGAGUGCCGGAGCUCUUCAACGCCGUGGCCACUCCGGAUGAGGGCGACAGUUUCGGGUACAACUGGAACGUGUUCACGUUUCAAGUGGAUUUCGACAAGUACUUGAAGGGUCCGAAGCUGGAGAAGGACGGUCAUUACUUCUUGAGAACCAACGAUAAGAACCUGGACGAAGCGAUUCAGGAGCGCGACAACAUUGUGACCGUAAACUGCACGGUUAUAUAUCUGGAUCAGUGCGUGUCGUGGAACAAGUGCCGCACCAGCUGCCAAACAACAGGCGCCAGCAGUACGAGAUGGUUCCACGACGGUUGCUGCGAGUGCGUGGGAUCCACCUGCAUCAACUACGGCGUGAACGAGAGCCGCUGUAGAAAGUGCCCGGAGUCGAAGGGCGAACUGGGCGACGAGCUGGACGAUCCCAUGGAGGAGGAGAUGCAGGACUUCGGGGAGAGCAUGGGCCCGUUCGAUGGACCCGUGAACAACAACUACUGAGCGCGGUGCGAUCAGGAUGCCAUUCAAGGAUUCAAGAAACAGAACAAAACAGAAGCCCACAUCUAACAAAUUUAGCUACUCAAUUCAGUGACAUUAUUAUUAUUAUUAUGUAGUACGAAGUAAUAUUUGUAUAGCACUAUUAUUAUUAUUUUUAUUUACAACAAAUGAAUAGGCGCUUUGAAUUGUUUUACUUAUGAACCGGCCAAGAUAUAUAUAUAUAUAUUAUAUUACACUUUUUUUUUUGGACUAAAAAAUGUAUUUUUUGUCAAAGUUUUUGAGAGUUUUGAUAUUCCUGGGCGGGGUGAAGUGCAAUUACUUAGUUGACCACACUUUGCUAACUUCUUGUAAAUAAAAAUUUCAUAUGUAAACAGUAA